AUGGCUGAUUUCCGAGGUCCUAAAGUAAGGGUUCCUCAUGAUUGGGUACAAAGUGGAACGCUAGUGGAAUAUGAAGUUCUCGGUGAUUGUCCAAAAUACAAUUCGAUUGAAGCAUGUCUAGGCGGGACAACAUCGAAUACAACUUGUAUUUGGUGUGUAAAAGCUAAUAUAUGCAUUACAAGAAACGAUACGGAUGUUCAUGUCUUCGAAGUGAAUGGUUGCCAGAUUAAAAGUUCGAUUGUUGAGGUUUCCACUGAAUCAUCAACUCCAGCAACUAAUGAAACUGAUCAUAGAAAUGAAUUGGAGAAGACUAAUCCAAGCACUGAAUCACAUUUGAACAUGACCACAGAUACAACAACUGUAGCAACUACUGAAACUGAUCUAAGAAAUGAAUUGAACAAGACUAAUCCAAGCACUGAAUCACAUUUGAACAUCACCAUAGAUACAACUGAAGACAUUGGGGAAAGAAAAUCACUGCCAUACGUGUACAUCGUUGUACCAUUAGUUAUAUCUUUCCUUAUUGUGGGCAUUGGCUGUGGCAUUUGUCUAUGGUUCUACAGAAGGAAGAGAGUUUAUCAAUAG
Messenger RNA from Schistosoma haematobium, 582 nucleotides. RefSeq lists its product as uncharacterized. NCBI's taxonomy places the organism in Eukaryota, Metazoa, Platyhelminthes, Trematoda, Strigeidida, Schistosomatidae. The record is from RefSeq and is a predicted model, not a curated record. Bases 1 to 582 code for a protein of 193 amino acids. The transcript has 6 exons.